Messenger RNA from Pygocentrus nattereri (red-bellied piranha), 4052 nucleotides. RefSeq names its product cellular inhibitor of PP2A (gene cip2a). The record is from RefSeq and is a predicted model, not a curated record. Lineage: Eukaryota; Metazoa; Chordata; Actinopteri; Characiformes; Serrasalmidae. The transcript has 23 exons. Bases 353 to 3043 code for a protein of 896 amino acids.
UUGCGUCGUUGUUCCAGCAGAGAAGGCAUUUUGAGAGGGGGAGCACAUUUCUGGGGUCGUUCAUAAAACACCCUAAAUCAAAGGAGACAUAACAGCCAAUUGAAUCGAUUCAGCUCCCCCUCCGUCAGUCAUGCACUGUCCCAGCAUUUUGAAGUGGAAAGCGGGAGGAAGCCGUCCGUCAGCCGGAGUUAAAACCGAAAGGUUUACGAAGUAAAAAAGAAACACAAAGCGCUUAUUUUUGUUGCUGCCUCUGUAUUAUGUACGAAGUAAGACGAACCUGACUGAUUCAGUUUAUUGCUUGGGGGUAAGGAACAGCAAACGAGACCCGAAAACAGCGGUUUUCUUUGCCGAGAUGGAUGUGACAACGUCUCUGAAGUCUCUGCUUUUGGCCGCUCGGCAGUACAAAAACAACAAAAGCUCCUUGAAUUCAUCACAGCUGCAAAAACAGAUUGAAGACGUUUCAAGCCUGAGGUGCUCCAGUCUCUUAACUUCAGGGCAGGUGCUUCCCAGCGAGUGUUUGAGUGGUCUAUUGGAAGUAGCUGGAGAUCCCAACACAAGUCAUGCCCUCACUGGGGCCAUCCUUUCUCUGUUGGCGCAGCUUGCAUCUGAUGAUGAGAGCAAAGAGACCCUUCACAGCAGUUAUAACAUUGUAGGUACACUGGCUGCUAUCGUCCACUGGAACAGAGCCAGCCCAGAGGAGCCUGUUGUGUUACAGUGUCUUCAGGUCUUGCAGCGACUUACUUACAACGUGAGAAUACUGCACUGUGCCUCCCAUGUCGAUGAACUCCUCAGUUUCCUCAUGCUUAAUAUCCAAUCUAACAAUGAUGACAUCACCAAGCCCUGCUUGGGCCUGAUGGCCAAUCUAUGUCGACACAACCUGUCCGUGCAGGCUCAGAUCAAGUCUCAGGGCAACGUUAAAGCUUUCUAUAGGGCCUUAAUUAAUUUUCUUGGCCAUAAUUGCUUAACGGUAGUUGUCUUCGCGUUGUCUAUUUUGUCCAGUCUAACCCUCAAUGAGGAAGUGGGUCAGAAGCUGUUCAAUGCAAAGAACAUCCACCAAACCUUCCAGCUCAUCUUCAACAUCACAGUCAAUGGCGACGGCACCCUCACAAGGAAUUAUGCUGUUGACUUACUGGUGGACCUCCUAAAAAAUCCCAAGAUUGCAGAUUACCUCACCAACUACAAACACCUUCCUGUCUGCCUGAAUGAGGUAGUCAGCCUCCUCCAUGGGAAAGACCCUGAUACUGCAGUCAAGGUGCUGGAGCUGCUUGUGUCUCUGUGCUCAGUGCCAGCUCUGCGCAGGCUCGUCUGUGAGAUGGUGCUUCGGCCUGUGGCUCUGCGCCUGAAUCCUGGGGUCAGGAGCAGUGCCCAAACCAGAGGGUCAGAGCCAUGCCUGGACCUGCUCCAGUGGGCCACAGGGCCUCUGCAAGGACCAGAGCAAUGCACCUUGCAGGCACUCUCGCUGCUAACCGAGCUGUUUGAGGAAGCGAUUGACUCCUCGUUGUCUGAUUCGGCUCAGUCAUUUGUGGAGCUCCUGUUGCCUGCUCUGCAGGGUUUGCUGCAGGCUCCAGACCCCAGCGAAGGAGAGCAGCUGCUGAAGAGGCACUGUAUAAGAGCAGGACGUGUUGUGGAUCUUCUGCUGGUGCUGUGUGGAGAAGACUUCCUGAAGACCCUGGUGUCACAGUACAUAAGCUCAGAGCUGUGCAUGCUGCAAGUGGAGUUGCUGCUUUCUAAUACACAGGACUACAUCAGCUCUAAUGGCUCUGGUUCUGACUCACAGCUCAGCCAGAUGUGCUCCGAGACUGUCCUGAAGACUCUGGAGCUGAUGAGCCAACUGAAGCAGCAUGUGGCCGACAUGGAGACGUGCUUUUAUCGAAUCCUGCAGGACCAGCGUAUGGUGAUGCCCCUCUCCCUUGCCCUUACGUCUAACCUCAGAGAACGUGUGCAGGCUGCCCUGCGUAUUCUCUUUGAGGCAGCACCACUGCCUGAUUUCCCUGCUGUCAUUCUUGGAGAAAGCAUCGCUGCCAGUAAUGCGUACAGACAGAAGGAGCCUGAGCUGGUGGUUAGAGGCAGCACUAUUCAGGAGGAUGGUGUCACAUAUGGCAAGAGUUUUCCUCUGUCCACCACUGGACCUUGCAGCCCCUCUCGCCAGAACAUCGACAGCCUCAUUGAGAAGCUUCAGACUAGCAUGCAGUUACAGGAGCCAAUGAAAGAUGUGCACAUGUCAGAAAUCAUCGACAUCUAUGAGCAGAAAAUCUCUGCCCUGGCGUCUAAAGAGGGACGUCUACAGGACCUGUUGGAGGCCAAAGCUCUGGCUCUGUCUCAGGCUGAUCGGCUCAUCGCUCAGUACCGCUGCCAGAGAGCACAAGCAGAGGCUGAGGCACGGAAGCUGGCGUCUUUGCUGAAAGAGACUGAGAGGAGAAAAGAGGAGCUGCAGGCCGAGCUGAGCGAGCAGGUGUUGGAGGUGGAGAAGCUGAAGACUGACAGUCAGCAGCUACUGCAGCACAACAGCAAACUGCAGGCCGUGUCUGAUGAGCACCAGAACCUGAAGGGCACCUACAACCAGCUGCUUAGCAGGUAUAAUAAAAAUGAGGGAAUGCUGAAGGAGCUCCAAGCUGCCCACAUCUCUCUAACCCAACAGGCAGAGGGCUUGAGGAAGAGCAAUGAGGGACUCAAGAUGCGGCAAGAAAGGCUGUCUGCAGAGUUGAUACAGAAGGAGCAGCAGGUCACAGCCCUAGAGGAAACCGUGCAAGGGAAACGUAGUAUUAUAGCUGGUUUGCAGGCUGAGGUGAAGAAGCAGGAGGAGCAGGCCAGCGAGAUGGAAGAGAGCACGAACCUUUUGAAAAAAGAGCUCACCAAGACGGAACAGGCCAGGAAGGACGCCAGCAUCAAGGCUUCGUCUCUGGAGCUGCAGAAAACCCAGCUGGAAACCAAGCUGCAGAAGAAAGAGGAGGAGCUGAGCAAGCACAUGCAGAUGAUCGCCAUGAUCCACAGUCUCAGCAGCGGCAAACUCAAAAACGACACCUCAGCAAACCUUUCUCUGUGAUGCAUGGACAUCUCACACAGACAUGAACACUAGCCACACAUCAAAUGGUGCUCCUGACAAACUAUACACACAGACACACUCUCCAACUCGGAAUACACACAAGCAAAAGUAAACCGUGUAGAUACGUAGAAUACGUUUUCCUCCAUGAACGUUUGUAGGUGAAUGAAAGACUUUUAAUUGACGUCCAAUUAACUUAUUACCAUUUGAAUGUGUUGUCGUAUUUUAGUCUGUACUUUAUGCGUGUCUUUCUCCUCACCUGUCAUUUUAAAGAAAUAAAUUUCUCUAAAACAAAACAUUUACGUCACAUAUAAACCUCUCUCACAGAAAAUAUGUAUAAAAAUAUGUAUUCAAAUCCAGUUUGUUACAAUAAGAAUGUUGUGUUUAAGUGAUGUGUGGGUCACCUGUAGAUGGACUGUUUUGCACAAAUGAAGUUCAAAGUUUAAACAUAACCUAAGUUCUGAUAACUCUGGAAGGCAGUGAUUUAAUAAUUAGGCCAGAGCUCAUGACAGAAAUUAAGUAAAUAAAUAAACUACAUUUGCAUGACAUGGUGUCUUUUACUUAACGCAAGGUAAAUAAGAACAGUGCAGUGUUUUGGAAUCAAAAUUAAAGACAUGAAGUUGAUUAGCGGGAACCGAAUCACGUUUUCUCUGCUCGCUGAAUUUUCUGUAUAGUAUAGGCUUUUUGAAUGCUCCCUUGGUAAACGUUGCACUUUUAGUUUAAGAAUCUCUUAAGUACUCUUAAAUAUUAUUUUAACUUAAACUAUAUGUAUCAAGGUGCUAUUGAACUGUAGUACAGAAUGAAUUAAGUAAAUCAAAGGGGUACACCAAGCUUCUAACUAGGCUCGGGAAAAGGAGGGUUUUGAGCAGCGACACACAAACACAGAGGUGAAAUUUAUAAUUGUGUAUUAAAGAAUUGACAUUUAUCAGCAACCAUAGUAGACAUUUGAAGAAAAUAACAAAAGAGAAACAUUCAACUUUAGUCCACAGAUGUAAUGAGAAGACAAAUAAAC